GGCUGCUUUGUAGCGGGGCCGGCCAUAUUUUCUCUGAGACAGCAGAAAUCUGCCCGGCAGAUAAGGUACCCGGUAAACGAACAGAGCUCUCCGCGUUAAGUAAGGAGGAAAACUUUCCGAGGACUUUCUCAAACUAGUUAUCGGCUUGAAUGCAGUGCCACUCUCUUCGCCAAACUGUCGGACAUGUCAGGACCAGUUCCUAGUCGGGCACGGGUGUACACUGAAGUGAACACUCAUCGGCCCCGAGAGUAUUGGGAUUAUGAGUCCCAUGUAGUUGAAUGGGGAAAUCAAGACGACUUCCAGCUGGUGCGAAAAUUGGGACGGGGCAAGUACAGUGAAGUGUUUGAAGCAAUUAACAUCACAAAUAAUGAGAAAGUAGUAGUGAAAAUACUCAAGCCUGUGAAGAAGAAGAAAAUAAAACGUGAAAUCAAAAUUCUGGAGAACCUCCGUGGAGGACCUAACAUAAUCUCUCUCAUCGACAUUGUCAAAGACCCUGUGUCACGGACACCUGCUUUGGUAUUUGAACAUGUCAACAACACAGAUUUCAAGCAAUUGUACCAGACCUUAACGGACUACGACAUCCGGUUUUAUAUGUAUGAGAUUCUCAAGGCCUUAGAUUACUGUCACAGUAUGGGAAUCAUGCACAGAGAUGUGAAACCCCACAACGUAAUGAUCGAUCAUGAGCAUAGAAAGUUAAGGCUUAUUGACUGGGGUCUGGCGGAGUUCUACCACCCUGGACAGGAGUACAAUGUCAGGGUGGCAUCUCGCUACUUCAAAGGGCCAGAGCUGCUUGUCGACUACCAGAUGUAUGAUUACAGCCUUGACAUGUGGAGUCUUGGCUGUAUGUUGGCGAGCAUGAUCUUCAGGAAGGAGCCGUUCUUCCAUGGUCAUGAUAACUAUGACCAGUUGGUGAGAAUAGCCAAAGUCCUUGGAACAGAAGACCUUUAUGACUACAUUGACAAAUAUAACAUUGAACUGGAGCCGAGGUUCAAUGAUAUUUUAGGAAGGCAUUCCCGCAAGCGAUGGGAGAGGUUUGUCCACAGUGAGAAUCAGCACCUGGUCAGCCCAGAGGCCCUGGACUUCCUGGACAAGCUGCUGCGAUACGACCACCAGGCCCGGCUGACCGCCCGGGAGGCCAUGGAGCACCCUUACUUCUAUCCAAUCGUGAAAGACCAGACUCGAAUGGGUGCUUCGACCAACCUGCCGAGUGGAAACACACCUGUGAGCUCAGCCAGCAUGAUAACAGGGAUCCCCGCCUUGCCAACAGCUUCUCCCCUGGGGCCUCUUGCUGGGUCGCCCAUCAUCUCUGCCACCAGCACACUGGGCACACCCGUGCCAGCUGCCGCAGGGGCCCAGCAGUGACGGGCCCCCCCGCUGCCACCGGAUGCCAUUGCGACCACCUUGCUGCAAACUUCUUUUCCAAUUGGGUCGUUUGUCGAAGCAGCCUGGGAAUGUCGGCUCCUCCCUUCCCCACCGGCGUUCCCUUGCUUCUGUGAAUUUGAGUUUUUAAGUAAACCUGAAAUAAGAAUGAAGGUGAAUGUUUUUGUAUGUCUCAUACAGGUAUUACGUUUCACAGGCAACAUGCGUGUCAAAGGCACAUAUGUGCUGCAAAAUUAAAAUUGUAAGAUUGUGGGGUUUAAAACUGGCUAGAUUUUUAAUGUAGGUGAAACAGUAAAUGGGAAAUGACCUGCAGUCUAAAGGGAGAAAGAAAAUGGACCAAAACAUGCUGUAUACCUAUAAAUGGAGUGUUAAACACCACCUUCUACAACUCGUGCUGUUCCGUGACUGUACUUUUUACCAUCCCUGUUUGACAAUGUUCGACCUUUUAACCAAACCUUUCUACUCUCUGCUUUGAGCUGAGCGGCAGCCCACUGGCUGCAUGCUGAAGGGACGCGAUACUAAAGAUCAAAAACAUUUUUAUGUUGUUUUUCUUGGCCAAGGAUCCCACCUGUGGUGCUGGCAUGUGUGUUUUUUCAGUUCUACAAAAGCCCUGACACUGACAGUAUAUGCAGAUUGGAAAUAAACUCAUCACAUGAUUUACUGCCCUGUAUAUAUCACCUGUAUCAGCACAGCAAGAUGGAGAACCACAGCUAUAGUUUGUUCUGCCCAGGAUUCUCCAUCUAUGGAGGGCCGGUUGUAUGCAGGACUCUGCUCCAGCCACUUCUGAAAUGACUGAAUUAGCAGUGAAUUUGACAUUGCCCAGCAGACAUAAGGGCCUUUGAGAAUCUCUACUGAACCUUGCUGCUACAUUUUCAUUUCAAUUUCCCCCCACAGUUUUAUGUACAUUUGUGUGUGGUUUAAGUUACAGGUGGCACAAAUCCCCAGAAGCCAGCCUUGUUCAGUGGUUUCUUUUUGUCUUUCUUUUCUUUUUUUUUUUUUUUUAAAAACAAGAUGCUCUUAUUUUCUUGAAUUCAAGUAGAAUAACCAAAGUUUACUGAAUUACUUGUAAUGACUGACCAAUUUUUUGUUUUGUUUUGUUAGAGAUGGGUGGAGUGGUCUUAAAUACCUGCCUUUAAGAGCUAGGCAUGUGGUCUAGUGGACAAUACAUCACAUUACUCGGUGUUCCAGGCAAUCCAGACAUGAAAACUGUGUUCCCAAACAAACAGGACUCUUGAAUUAAAAUAGUAGCCCCCCCAUGCAGAAAUGUAAAACAUUGAGUUUUUAUGCAAAAGGUGUCUGAGGAUUGACUGAGUAGCAUACCAAUACCCUGUUAACCAGUUAAUUACCUUACUCAACACUUGGUUUUCGCUUUGUUAUAUUCUGUAAAAAUUAAAUGACAAUGGAAAAACUUGAAGGGUGGAACCUUACAUUAUAGUGCCAUUGAUAAGAACUUUGUCAGUUCAUGGUCUUGUAAACUUUGACCCAGGCUGUACGUAUGCAUUAAACUUUAGUUAAAAAAAAAACAAACUUAAAAUCCUGUAAUACAUGCACCGUUGGAGUGAAGUUGUUUAAAGACAUCACUGUAUAUAUUUGUCCUUAUGUGGAAAAGCAGUAUGUAAGAAUGUGUAAAUAAAUGUUUUAUUUAUCAAGAAUAAAUGUCCCACAUUA
Messenger RNA from Paramormyrops kingsleyae, 3048 nucleotides. Its product is annotated as casein kinase II subunit alpha. Gene Ontology annotation, cellular component: cytosol; nucleus; protein kinase CK2 complex. Lineage: Eukaryota; Metazoa; Chordata; Actinopteri; Osteoglossiformes; Mormyridae. The record is from RefSeq and is a predicted model, not a curated record. Gene Ontology annotation, molecular function: ATP binding; protein serine/threonine kinase activity. Gene Ontology annotation, biological process: regulation of cell cycle; peptidyl-threonine phosphorylation; peptidyl-serine phosphorylation.